CAUCGAAAAAUCUAUCCUUUUUGUUCCUUCUCCGGCGUAUCUCCGGGGAAAUUGGUCAUCGGUAAUCACGGCUAUUUACGGGAUAAAGUCACGGCCUUUGAGCUUUCAUGUCCAACGAAAGGGUUGUUUAAUCAUAACUAAUCCUUUGCCGCACGGAGGACGUGGAGCUCUGCCGUCUGAAGGCGGCAGUCCUUCCGAUCUCCUCUUCCUCGCCGGAGGCGGUUCCACAAAUCGCCACUAACCUUAACCCUCGUUUCCUUUAUUCUAGUUAGGUUUUUAGUUCUUAAUCCUGUAUAAAUCUGUUACCUCGAGAUUCAAAAAUUUGUGAGUAAUGUUGUUGAAGAUCAAAAGAGUUCCUACAGUUGUGUCGAAUUACCAGAAAGAUGAGACAGUGGAAGAAGGUGGAUGUGGUCGGAAUUGUCUGAGCAAGUGUUGCAUCAAUGGGGCAAGACUUCCUUUAUAUACUUGCAAGAAUCUUGAUAAAUUCGUCGGAGAGAAGUUAGAAUCUCCGGUGACGUUCCUCGAAUCCUUAGUUCUUGGAGAGUGGGAAGAUCGUUUCCAAAGAGGACUUUUUCGCUAUGAUGUCACCGCCUGCGAAACCAAGGUUAUACCGGGGAAGUACGGUUUCAUUGCGCAGCUGAAUGAAGGUCGUCAUCUCAAGAAGAGACCAACCGAGUUCCGUGUUGACAAAGUUCUUCAACCAUUUGAUGGAAACAAGUUCAAUUUCACUAAAGUUGGUCAAGAAGAGUUGCUUUUCCAGUUUGAAGCUAGCAAUAAUGAUGAUGAUAGUGAACUCCAGUUCUUGCCGAGUAUCCCUCUAGACGCGGAUAAUUCUCCAAGCGUCGUUGCAAUCAAUGUGAGUCCGAUUGAGUAUGGACAUGUGUUGCUGAUUCCUCGUGUUCUUGAUUGCUUGCCUCAAAGGAUUGAUCACAAAAGCCUUUUGCUUGCUCUUCAAAUGGCGGCUGAAGCCGCUAAUCCGUAUUUCCGACUUGGAUACAACAGUUUAGGCGCUUUUGCUACCAUCAACCAUCUUCACUUUCAGGCUUACUAUUUUGCAAUGCAAUUCCCGAUUGAGAAAGCUUCUUCCUUGAAGAUCAAUACCACCAAUAAUGGCGUCAAAAUCUCAAAACUCUUGAAUUACCCUGUGAGAGGUCUUCUAUUUGAAGGUGGAAAUUCCAUUAACGAUCUCUCUGAUACUGUAUCAGAUGCAUCCGUUUGUCUUCAGAACAACAACAUUCCUUUCAACAUUCUCAUCUCUGAUUCUGGAAAACAAAUCUUCCUUCUCCCUCAGUGUUACGCAGAGAAACAAGCUUUAGGGGAAGUUAGCUCGAAGCUAUUGGAUACGCAAGUGAAUCCAGCGGUUUGGGAGAUGAGUGGACACAUGGUAUUGAAGAGGAAAGAAGACUACGAAGGAGCUUCAGAAGAGAAGGCAUGGAGGUUACUAGCUGAAGUUUCUUUAUCAGAGGAGAGAUUCAAAGAAGUUAACACUAUGAUCUUUGAGGCAAUUGGUUUAAGUAGUCAUGAAGAAGAAGAAGGAGAGGAGCUUGAAGAGCAGAGUUCGAUGAAUGGUGGCAGCUUCAUAAGAGUGCAUUGUCCUUCAGUGAAAGAAGAGGCUGUCUCUAAUUGAGAGGUGCUUUAUAACCAAGCAAAAACAAAACUCUCUUCGUGAUACUUGCGUUUGACAUUUAUUGUUUUGUUGUCUUUUUAUUUUCGUAUUGGCUUUGUUAAGUCUUUGGUCGUGUGACCUUUGAAUCAAUAAAAUUGAAAUCAACUA
This is a messenger RNA of Arabidopsis arenosa, 1774 nucleotides long. The record is from the annotation of a GenBank genome assembly. Lineage: Eukaryota; Viridiplantae; Streptophyta; Magnoliopsida; Brassicales; Brassicaceae.